Molecule: messenger RNA, 1620 nt
Organism: Besnoitia besnoiti
Lineage: Eukaryota; Apicomplexa; Conoidasida; Eucoccidiorida; Sarcocystidae
Exons: 12
Coding region: 1-1620 (539 amino acids)
Biological process (GO): ubiquitin-dependent protein catabolic process
Cellular component (GO): COP9 signalosome
Source: RefSeq, a predicted model, not a curated record
AUGGACGAGCCACUUCACGUCACGAUUAAUAGGUUGUCCGCGCCGUGCCUGUCGACGGACGGGCUAGCGGAACUUCAUGGGCUCUUGCAAGAUCGGGCAUCCAAUUUGGUCCAGACUCCCGGCGCUCUGAAAGAUAUGAUCUCGAGCAUCUCGCACGCGAAGUGUUCGCUUGGAAUAUGCCACCUUCUGGCACGGUUGUGGGACGUCGGAUGCGAGGAGUUCGAGAGUUUUGCGUUUGAGGAGACGAUGAACUUCCUGGUACAGUGCCAGGGCUCACAGAUUCAGCGGUGUCCGGAGGAAUUCAUUUCCGUGGUCAAGUCCACUACGCGAUUUGCAUUGGAUGCUCAAGAGCAGCCCGCCGAGGGGCCAGCGACUUCUUCGCCCGCCAGCGUCCCCUCCUUUUCGUCUCGCUUACUCGAACCUCUCCUCGAAGGCGCGGAGAAGUUCCGGCCUGCGCGACACAUUAUCACGUCGGCAGAUACGGCGGCCCUUCAGUUGUGCCUGUCCACCGGCCUCUACGACCGGGCGCGGCGCGUGAUUAAUCGCGAUGCAUUCGAACUGAAGAAGCUCUUCUGCCACGACCUCCAUGACUGCAUCGCAUAUUUCGCGAUGGCUGGCGAGGUCUGGGCGGCUUUGCAGGAACACGAGAAAGCAUUCCACGCACUCGACAUGGCCCUCUCCCUUCCGAGCGCCACAGACGAAACUCUCUAUCUUCAGGCCGACGCCUACAAACGCUUCGUUCUUUUGUCGCUGAUGCUUCGCGGGCGCGUGAUACGACCGCCACCUCCUUCUCCGAGUGGUGAAGAAGCGCUGCGGAUGGCGACAUACCACCAGGCGAUUGGGGAGCACGCGCUCGUCUUCCCAGGCGCGUCGACGCGGACUCUGGCGAAGCGGGACGCUCCUGCGUCAUCGCGGCUCGCGUCUGGCGCCCGCAACACCCGAGCCUCUCUCUCGGCCUUUCUCGCUGCCCGCCUUCACGGUCUCAGCGAAGCCAUUCGGGUGCAUGCCGCGCAGCUCAAAGAAGAAAACAACCUGGAACUUGCCCAAGAGCUCAUCGCGAGCGUGCGGUACCGGCAAGUUGAAGAACUCAGUCGGAUUUUCCUGGCGCUUCCUCUCGCGUCGUUCCGGAGGCGCAUGGACGUCGCCUCGGACGCGGAAGCCGUCCGCCUCCUCGCCUCUCUUCCCGUGAAAAAGGGCUCUCCCCCGCUGUGCGCGUACGACGAGGAGAAGCAAGUCGUCUGCUUCCGAGGGCCGUACGCGUCUGCGUCUCCCCCCGCGGGAGAGUCUUCUGCUGAGGGAGCAGACGCCUCCGCAGCGGCCCGCGGAGACCUGAAGCGGCAAAUCGAAGAGUCUCUCCAACGCGUCAGCUCCAUCUCGCGGCGCCUGCGCGCUGUAGAGGCUCGGGUUACGGAGAGUGAAGGCUUUGAGCGCUUUAUGAACGAAGUUAGCGACGCCGGGGAGGGCGGCGGCCGCGGCGGAGGACGAACGAGGAGCGAGGGCGACGAGGGUCAUUCUGCAGAAGCGUAUGUGGAAGACUGCUGGCGGCCGGUGGAAGACGGGGUGCUUGAACGGGAAGAAGAAAUGCAGGUUGUCUCUUUUGAAGAGGAGGGCGCAGGAUAA